CCGCAGAUAUGGACGAGUCUCAUGCGAAGGUGACGACAAGCAAGCCCCGAAAGAAGCGAUCGCGGGCCGCCUUCACGCAUGCGCAGGUGUUCGAACUCGAGCGGCGCUUUAACCACCAGCGCUACCUAUCGGGACCUGAGCGCGCCGACCUCGCGGGCGGCCUGAAGCUUACCGAAACGCAGGUGAAAAUCUGGUUCCAGAACCGACGCUACAAGACGAAGCGACGCGCGCUGCAGCAGGAGUUGACGACGCCGCCGACUGCGCGCAAGGUCGCCGUACGCGUGCUCAUGAAGGACGACCAGCUACAGUACAAACCAGAGGAGAUCUCUAGCUUGAGACCGAUCAUGUACCCGUCAUUCCCGCUCGCCUGGUCGCCGUACGCGGCGUUCUAUCCCGGUCUACUCGCCUGCAUCCAAUCGUGCCAAUAACUUGCGGCAUGGAAGGCGAUUAAUAUAGCUGUAUUUAUUUUUCGUUAACGCUGACCGCAGGUUUUGCAUGUUCGUUAUUGAGCGUUUUCCGCGUGUACAUGCGCGCGCGCUCGCACGCACACACGCUCACACACACAUUCACACACGCACGCACAC
Messenger RNA from Priapulus caudatus, 584 nucleotides. RefSeq names its product homeobox protein Nkx-3.2-like. Bases 9 to 428 code for a protein of 139 amino acids. Gene Ontology annotation, biological process: cell differentiation; regulation of transcription by RNA polymerase II. The record is from RefSeq and is a predicted model, not a curated record. The transcript has a single exon. Gene Ontology annotation, molecular function: RNA polymerase II cis-regulatory region sequence-specific DNA binding; DNA-binding transcription factor activity, RNA polymerase II-specific. NCBI's taxonomy places the organism in Eukaryota, Metazoa, Priapulida, Priapulimorpha, Priapulimorphida, Priapulidae. Gene Ontology annotation, cellular component: nucleus.